AAGUGACAUCGUCGGUUGUUGACGGACCAGUGCCGCUGCAGCGGGUGCAUCACCGAGCGAGAGGUGCAUCGACUUCGAAACCUAUGUGCUGAGGCUCUGAACCUUCGAAUGCGACUCCCUGGCAGGUGCGAACGACGAGAUAUCAUACCUCUGGUGCGGUGCGAAACGUAAGAUGGAUCCAAGGGGCCCUCCUGAGGGGGCCCCUGGCCAUUCCUUCGAGAUAGCCACAUCCUUGAACAUCGACAGGGGAGUUGACACUUCGGUCAACUGGCCUACCGAUCACUCGUUCUCCUCGUCAUUGUACGAACAACCGAAGAAGCUGAACAACAACAGGCUCCUAUUUUUGACUGUGGAAUAUGUGGAGGACCAACCGCGAGACUAUUCCCGGUUGUUUCCCACGUACGAGCAGAUCUUCUCCCCGCGGGCAGCUUCCCCUCUGUCUGAAUUUGAGCAUCGUGUCAGCCCGUUCGACCCGAACAUGAGCUCAGCCGCUAGAUACUCCCCUACACCUGUCCAACUGCCGUCUUCGCCCUUUCACAAUUCCGUCGUUGUACUUCAGGGCCCAUCCUCUCCCUUGAUAUCUCAACCCGAACCAAAUAUGAGGACGAAUAUUAAUUAUGUAACUCAGCUGGCUCAUCAGUCGAUCGAUGCUCAAGCUGUAGCUCAGACGGAUGCUUCCACGGAUUUUGUCGACAAUGGGAACGAAGAAGGGCUGGUGUCUGGUGUCAACAGUGAAUUAAUUUUGAUGCAAGAAUCUGCACCCGAGUUGGAAUCUUCGUCGACUCCCUUGAUGUUAACGGGAAUAGCAGGCACAGACUUUGCUCUCAGCAGGGACUUUCUGGUGAUGCAGGACGAUCAAAUAAACGUCAUCAACACGUUCAAAAAUCAAAACAUGGAGAUAGAGGACAAUCAAUCGGAGGGUGUUUCAAUCUGUAACGCUCUGCCACCAGUAACGGAAGGUUUAAACAAGGAGGACAAUAAUGAAUCCGUGCUGGAAAUCUGUGACAAGGAAAUCCAGCAGAUCACCAAAGAGGCGCCUCCGUCUGAAAAGAAGAAAACUAUUGAGAAGAAAGACGUAAGGAGAUCCAAACGACGUAUAACGGACAAGAAAGACUUUUGGUGCGACGAAUAUGACGGUAACUGCGCCAAAGACGACAGCUGUAACUUGCACGACGUGUGCACUAUCGCGGAUCAACCGGUACCAUCGCGUGCUGUAGCAACACUGCCAGGAUCAUAUCUUUCGUUAAACAAACUAUCCACUUCGCACGCUGCAGCGGAUGGAGUGACUUACGGAGUAUUUACGAAGCGUGACAUCCGAAGACGCACACAAUUCGGGCCCAUAGAAGGCGUACUGUGCCCUUACGACGGCUCGUCAUUCGAAAAUGCUUUACCACUGCUCUACGAAACUGAGAGUGGCGAAUUCUUGAAAGUAGACGUCUCCAACGAGAACACUUCAAAUUGGAUGCGUUUCGUGCGACCAGCACUGACAUACAAAGAGCAGAACUUGAUAAUCUGUCAGCAGAAAGACGGAAUAGUGUUUCUGACUAACAGAAACAUCUCGCCAAAGGAAGAGCUGAAGGCAGGUCCUAGUCCUGACUAUGCGAUUCGCAGGAAUUUACCCAUACUCAGACCAGACACAAAAGACGAGAAAGAAAUCGCCAAUCAAACGCCCGCGUGGCCGCGCUUGGACGGCAACUUUUACAAUCGACGCGUAAAGGUGUUCCGCGGCAGGAACAUAAAAGAGAAGGAGAACUCGCAGCAGAACAAGCGCAAGGAGUGGAAAUGUUCCGCCUGCAGCCUCUUCUUCAGGAAGUCGUCUCUGCUUAGUUUGCACGCGCUCGUCCACCUGUCCAGCGAGAUCAAAAUCGAGAAUCAAAACUCCACGUGUCCGCAGUGCGGAUCGGAAUUCCACAAGCAGAGCGAGCUGGCGAAUCACGUGUCUCAGCACGGGCGUACGGUGCCGCCCAAGGCGAAGAGAUUAACUCCCUUACGUAGGUACAAGUGUUCAAAGUGUUACAAGCGUUUUACUACGAAGAUACGAUUACAACAGCACUUGUUGACGCAUGGUGCUGAGGACCAAAAACCACUGCCGUGCAAUAUCUGCUUGAAGCGAUUUAUGAAUAACUCCGCGUUGUCCUGUCAUCUGAAAACGCAUAAAGAGAACAAGCAAGUCUUCGAGUGCCCGAUGUGCAGGCAGCUGUUUUGCCAAGGCGCGAUGCUGAAGGAUCACAUUGAGACGCACAGAAAUCAGGACGGUAUAUUCAACUGCCCUCACUGCCAGCGAACGUUCAUUAAAUACUCGGUUAUUCGCAAACAUAUCCGGGCGCAUCAUUACGAGAGGAAGCACAAGUGUCAGCACUGCGCGAAGCAUUUCCCAUCGGUCGACAAAUUGCGCUUGCACCUGCUGAAACACUCAGACCACAGGGAGUUUCAUUGUGCGAACUGCGGUAGACGGUUUAAGAGGAAGGACAAGUUGAAGGAACACAUGACUAAGAUACAUAGCCCGCAAACGGGCGAGGAACAAAUGACACAGAAGAAAUUUGUGCCAAAGGUGAAUCCGAAUGAUUACAAUCGCUUCAUUUUCAAAUGUCAUCAAUGCCUGGUGGGUUUCAAGCGCAGGGGGAUGCUGGUGAAUCACCUAGCAAAGCGGCAUCCCGACGUCGCUCCGGAGUCUGUGCCAGAAUUAAAUUUACCGAUUCUGCGGCAAACCAGAGACUACUACUGCCAAUAUUGCGACAAGGUGUCGUUUCGUCGGACAGAUUUGUACAUAAGCGAAGAAAUGAAAUUAUUGUCGCUUCACACAUGUGUGUGCUUUCAGGUUUACAAGAGUAGCAGCAAACGUAAAGCGCAUAUUAUGAAAAACCAUCCGGGCGCAGCAUUGCCGCCCAGUAACCGGCAAAAGGAGUCGGAAUUCUCGGGGCUACCGAAUCCAAGCUUCAGCCAAGCGGUGGGCAGCAUCACUACCACUCCUCAGAAUUGCCAGUGGUGUCACAAACAGUAUGCCAGCAAAGCGAAGCUACUGCAACACCAGCGCAAGAAGCACGCGCACCUGAUGGAGCCGGCGGAUCAGAUACCGCGUUCGCGAAACCGGCCGCCGCAGAAUCAAAAUCAACCGCCCGCGCUCGCCAACAACUACGUGAUAUCCGACUACCUGCAAGGGUGCGACUUGGACGGGGAUUUUCUCAAGCAGAAGAUAAUCAAAAUCUCGAGCGACGUUGAUCUGAUAAGUAACGGCAUGGAGGUCGGAGUCAGCCAGCAGUUUGUGCGUAUGCGCGACAUACGCUGAAGAGAGGUGCGGCGUCCCCGUCCACGGGGAUGAGCAUCCGCCAAUUUAUCGAGAUAUGAAUCUCGCGACCUUUGUACGCAGCCCAGGCUGGCUGCGAAUUUUUUGGCUGCCGUUACCAAAUCGGGACGACGCCGCCUGGGCGAAGCGAUGGCGGCGGAGCGUCUCGCCUGAGAAUAUUUGGGACGCGGCUUUGUCGGCGCCGGUGCGAAACACUCGGCGCUGUUUUGUUGGUCGUUGUACGCUGGUCGAUCGACAAGCGACGGUUACCGAUGAUAAGAAAAAUAGUGACUUGUUGGCAGAUUUGUUGGAGAAACGGAGCAUGCAGUUUUAAGAGAUUUAUUUUGACACCGAGCCUCGGCACGGAAAUGAAAAGAAAAAACGGAAAGAAAAGCACAACGUCUAAGCACGUCGGCUGGAAGAACUUCAGAAGGGGGAGGCUCGAGGGAAUCCACUUGCGACGAAGAAUACCGUAGUCUCGUACAAUUGUUGAGAACUUUCCUUCAAGUACUGACCCUUUAAGUGUGGGAGCAACGCGACAAGAAUAAAAACUUAAGGUUUAGAGAUAGAAACUUGAGGUGAUAAAACCCACAACCCGAAGCUGUUGCUGAAACAAGCCGAGAGAGAGAGAGAGAGAGAGAGAAUAAACGUACAGAUAGGCAAAGUUUUUGAAUGCCGAUAGUUCUUAGCGAACUCCGAGCGCAUGUAUGCGUUCUCACAGCACUCAAAGGGUCAAGGAUACCGAGCAUAAAGCAAAAAAUAAAAAAAAUAAAAAAAAAGGUAGAACGAGUCCUGGUACUAUCGACACGUCCUUUACGCUAGGGCCUGGUAGUUACUUUUAAAAAUCUAUUACCAAGCUUAAAUCCGAUGUCAUUCGAGUGUGAAGUAGAUGGACCAAAUUUAAGCUUCAAGUUUGAGAGCGAUGUUUAAGCCCAGCUUAAAUUUGAUCGGCGGCAGCGAGUCCGCCGCGCGUCUUAGAACGGCGUGACUUCUUCUUCCGUACGACGGUGAUAUAUUGCGUUGGACAGCGACUCAAUCGCUCGAUGAGUAAUGUUACAAAAGGGUCAUUGUUCGCGACGCGCAUUUGGCUUCAUUCGACAGAGCGAUUGUCUGUAGAUUACGUGAAAGCCUGCAGUAAAUCUCUGCAGGUGAUCGUCCAUUUCACUUUUGCUCUCUAUCUCUCACUAUCUCUUUCUCUCGCAAUUCCAAGAUCUCGUCGUCAAACGCUUGCGUCUACCGUAUCUCAUUUUAGAGUAAUGUACGGAUGUACACGCGUCCUUAGAUCUCCAACGUACCGUUUUCACGUAAUCGUUCCGUAUAAUCGCCGGUCUCAUCCACAUUUUAUAAAUCUAGCGUUCACACCAAGCAGCCGAAGGAGAAACAGCCCGUUCGAAAUCGUCGAGAGAAAUGUCCGAUUGAAAUCGACGCGCACGGUACUGUAGUUACGUAGACAAGAGGACACCUCCGUCCUCGUCGACUUUGCGACGCAGCAGGUGUAACGUACGUGUAUUUUAAGCUGUAUAUCCGGCUACGCGUCACUCACACGUACAACACACGCAUACACACGGUACAAGAGAGAGAGAGAGAGAGAGCGAGCGCGAGUUUCCGCGAUUGUGUCCAAUAUUGUGUAUUCCGCAACGUCCGAGCUCGGAAUAAUUGUGACCGCCUUUCCGAAACAGAAAAGAAGCCCCAUCCGGUGUGUAUGUCGUAAAACGACCGCGCGGACAAUUUUCACACUCGGAGAGAUUUAUCGAGAGAACGAAACGACGUUGAAUUUAUUUUACACGCGGUAUAUACACACGACGUACAGAGUUUAUCGCAACAAUACGAGGACGAGAGAUUGCAUGUUUGUCGAUGUCGUUGAGUACACACGGAGGACUGUACUGUAAACAGAUAAUGACUUCAAUAAAGUUAUUCGAUGAGCGAUACGA
Molecule: messenger RNA, 5214 nt
Organism: Dinoponera quadriceps
Lineage: Eukaryota; Metazoa; Arthropoda; Insecta; Hymenoptera; Formicidae
Product: PR domain zinc finger protein 10-like
Exons: 11
Coding region: 173-3286 (1037 amino acids)
Biological process (GO): regulation of transcription by RNA polymerase II
Cellular component (GO): nucleus
Molecular function (GO): DNA-binding transcription factor activity; RNA polymerase II cis-regulatory region sequence-specific DNA binding; protein binding
Source: RefSeq, a predicted model, not a curated record